AUGUCUCAGCAGUCCCUGGACUGCCAGGCGGAGGGGACCGAGUCUGGCGACAGCCUGGGCAGGAUCAAGUCCCUGUACCCGCCGGCCGUGGCCAACCCGUUCACGCAGCAGACGCGCCUGAGCGCGUGGCGCUGGGCCUCCACCCUCCUGCUGGGCACGGUGCUCGUGCCCGUGCGCGUGUCCUGCAUCGCCGCGCUCGCCGCCUUCUUCUGGCCCGUGGCUGCGCUGUCCACCCUCGGCCGCCCGGCCGCCCCCGAAGAACCCGCCACGGCUUGGAGACGGACCCUGGUGCGCCUGCCCCUCAGGCUCUUGCUUCAGAUCUCUUUCUUGGUAGCGGGGUUCCUGGUUAAAGUGAAAGGGAAGAAGGCGACGCGGGCCGAGGCGCCCAUCUUCGUGGCCGCCCCGCACUCCACUUUCUUCGACGCCGUCGCCUGCGUGGUGGCCGGGUUGCCCUCGGUGGUCUCUGCCAGUCAGAACGCGCGCAUCCCCGUGGCCGGCAAGUUCCUGCUGUCCACGCAGCCGGUGCUGGUGACCCGGGAGGACCCCGAUUCCAGGAAGACCACGCGGGAUGAGAUCCUGAAACGAGUGACCUCCAAAAUGAAGUGGCCCCAGAUCCUGAUUUUCCCAGAAGGGGUGUGUACCAAUCGCACGUGCCUGGUCACUUUUAAACUGGGGGCCUUCUCUCCAGGUGUCCCCGUGCAGCCCGUGCUGCUCAGGUACCCAAACAGCCUGGACACGGUGACCUGGACCUGGCAGGGCUUCACAGGCUUCCAGGCCUGCAUGCUGACCCUGAGCCAGCCCUUCACCAGGGUGGAAGUCGAGUUUCUGCCUGUGUACAUCCCAAACGACCAAGAGAAAAAAGACCCCGUCCUUUUUGCCAACGCGGUGAGGGUCAGCAUGGCAAAUGCCCUGGGGCUGCCGGUGACAGACCACACUUACGAGGACUGCAGGCUGAUGAUCACCGCGGGCAACCUUCACCUGCCCAUGGAGGCGGGUCUGGUGGAGUUUACAAAGAUCAGCCAGAAGCUGAAGUUAGAUUGGGACAGCGUCCACCAUCACUUGGACGAAUACGCUGCCAUCGCCGUGGCCGCCAAAGGAGGGAAGAUAGGCAUCGAAGAAUUUUCAGAUUACUUAAAACUCCCAGUUUCAGAACCCCUGAGGCAACUCUUUGCCCUCUUUGACAGGAACAACGACGGCAGCAUAGACUUCAGAGAGUACGUGGUGGGUCUGACUGUCCUGUGCAGUCCUGCCAACACCGAAAAGAUUCUGCAGAUGUCCUUUAAGCUUUUCGAUCUCGAUGAGGAUGGCUUCAUCACGGAGCAGGAGUUGGCGGCUAUACUUCAGGCGGCUUUCGGGGUGCCAGAUCUCGAUGUUUCCAGGCUCUUUCAGGAAAUAGCUAGACAGAACUCGGAGUACAUUUCAUACAAGAACUUUAAGAAAUUUGCCUUGAAGCAUCCAGAAUACGCCAAAUUAUUUAACUCAUACUUAGACCUCCAGACAGCCUAUGUAUACGCAUUGCCACAAGUACAAGUUUAG
Miniopterus natalensis is the source of this 1536-nucleotide messenger RNA. Its product is annotated as lysophosphatidylcholine acyltransferase 2B-like. Gene Ontology annotation, molecular function: 1-acylglycerophosphocholine O-acyltransferase activity; calcium ion binding; lysophosphatidic acid acyltransferase activity. The record is from RefSeq and is a predicted model, not a curated record. Lineage: Eukaryota; Metazoa; Chordata; Mammalia; Chiroptera; Miniopteridae. Gene Ontology annotation, cellular component: endoplasmic reticulum.